Ostertagia ostertagi is the source of this 732-nucleotide messenger RNA. Lineage: Eukaryota; Metazoa; Nematoda; Chromadorea; Rhabditida; Trichostrongylidae. The record is from the annotation of a GenBank genome assembly.
GCCUGUCCUGCGCGAGUUAUAGGUUGCCUCACAAAUGCCAUUAUUGAUGGGAACGCCAUUCAUGAAGAAGCAGUGAAACGGCGAGUGAAUGGAGAACAGAACUUCACAAUUCCUGAUGCAAUCCAUGCUUGCAAAAACUCUGUCAUGGAGGUUGAUUUCUGCUCAGCUGCGGGGCCGCUCAGCACUGAGCUACCAUUUUAUAUCCAAGCUGUGGUCAAAAGUACGCAGUUGAGCCAAGACCUCCGCCUAUUUUUCUUGCUUAUUGCAUUUGAAAGAACAGUUUUGAUUGUUUUUGAAAGGGCAACAUCAUCGCUUACAUUAUUCGAUUCACAUAUGCACGGACAAUCCGAUGGUGCUGUGAUAGCAACUGGACACAGCGACAAUAUUGGUGAUCUUUGUCAGUGGCUCUCUCAGAACAUAUUUCAUGAAACGCAGUCGGAGCCUGACCACAAUCGGGAGUUCGAAAUUUCCCUUAUUCGCUUCUGUGGAAAGGCAUUCAACAGUGAUUGUUGCCUGCCGACAACAAGCCCUCCAUGCGAGUUUCCUGUUUUUGCAACAGCAAGGCGAAGAAGAAAACGUCGGUUGGACACCAAGGCUACCUUGAAGAUAUUGAAGCACGCAAAGACGGAAUUGGAUCCCAGUGAAGGAACAGAAAGAGUGCGAGCAUCCACGUGCCCACGGCCCCAAACGAUCAUUCCGCUUGCUUCGUUAUGCAAUCUUCGCUCACGUAAC